AUGAUUCGUGCUGCUGUCCUGUUCGCACUGGUGGCUCUGGUGGCCGCUGAACCACCGUUGCGUUUCCGACCCCGGGCCGCCUUCGGAGUGCAGCGACCAAACGCUCGUUUCGCCCGGCUAGAGGAAGCACCUCCGGCACAGCAGGAACCAGCAGGAUACAACUAUCCCAAGCCGAUGUCUUCAGGCUAUCACUAUCCCAAGCCGGAUCAGGCAUUCCCCCUGCCUGGGGAGGAGAUGCCUCCUGCCUUCACCACUGAAGCUGCACCCGGUGCCGCAACAACUACGGUACCUCAGGAAGAACAACCGGCGACCACGGAAUCCAGCGAUUCUGUGACCACCACUGCUGCCUAUGAGGACUACGAGGACACUGCUGCACCAUUGGAACCCACGGCUGAUUCCAACACAAGCGCCAAGUUGCGCCGUCGUCAGCAACUCAGUGCACGCCGUCCGGUUCCGCUAACACUUUUCAACCGUCAAAGUCAACGGCUCGAGGACCUUCCUGCCGUGUUGGUGGAUCAGCAACCGGACCAGCAGCUGGCACGUCCAGUCUAUCUCAUCAAUCUUCCCGAAUCGACCCUUCAGCAGCUGGUUUUGCUCAACAACGCACAGCUAGCAGGCCUUCAACUUGCUCCACAGCCUACCGCCGUCUAUCUGUCCGAACUGGAUUACAUCUACAAGAAGAAGUAG
Messenger RNA from Anopheles marshallii, 687 nucleotides. RefSeq lists its product as uncharacterized. Bases 1 to 687 code for a protein of 228 amino acids. Lineage: Eukaryota; Metazoa; Arthropoda; Insecta; Diptera; Culicidae. The transcript has a single exon. The record is from RefSeq and is a predicted model, not a curated record.